Ruditapes philippinarum (Manila clam) is the source of this 2449-nucleotide messenger RNA. Its product is annotated as signal transducer and activator of transcription 2-like. The transcript is spliced from 2 exons. The record is from RefSeq and is a predicted model, not a curated record. Bases 16 to 588 code for a protein of 190 amino acids. Lineage: Eukaryota; Metazoa; Mollusca; Bivalvia; Venerida; Veneridae.
UGAAAUUUUGGCUGCAUGCGGGGGCAUCCGUGGCAUGAUGACACAUUUCUAGUUUGUUGUUGUUUUUCAGAAAGUGAUACAGAAGGAGUAGAAUUGCUUGUACAAAAGGCUCAGUCAUCUGGACUUACAUUUGAGUCAAUAGCGGAACAGAUUGUUGCAAAGAAAAUAUUCAUGGAAAUUGUUCAAGGUCUUGAAAAAGAGUUUGAGAAACAAGAUAAGCCAAUACCCUGGGCACCACUUAACACCUGGACUUAUAAGGAAGCAAUAGAUUUUGUGAGUGAACAAUCAAAUAAAUCACCAGAGGAUGUAUCAGUGGUUGAACAAGAGAAUGUACUAGAGCUUGCACCAGAGGUUAUACAAGAGGCUGCACCUGAGGUUAUACAAGAGGCUGCACCAGAGGUUAUACAAGAGGCUGCACCAGAGGUUAUACAAGAGGCUGCACCAGAGGUUAUACAAGAGGCUGCACCAGAGGUUAUACAAGAGGUUGCACCAGAGGUUAUACAAGAGGUCGUACCAGAGGUUAUACAAGAUGGAUCUGAACAAGAGAUGAAAGAUAAAGCCCCUGUGAUUACCGAUGAUAGCAAAUGAAUAAAUGAAACAUGAAAGUUGAAUAUAAGAUAGUCACAUGGCAAGAUACUCAGAUUAUAUGAACAAUUGUUGGGUACAGAUCUACCAAGUCUUGUAAAUUAUUUCUCUUGCCAAUUGAUACACUAACAAAUGUAAUUGGUACUUGUGUACUUUUAAUUGUAACAGUUGAAACCUAUUAAAAGUUCAAUUUGUUACUGUUUAGUUGAGGAUAGCUCUUGUUUAUGUUAAUGAUAACAGUGAGGAAUUCUUUACCAAGAAGCUCAAUAAGAAUCACGCCAGGGAUUUUGGAGUCAUGUGAGGAUGAAAUCCAACUAGCUUAUAGAACAUGGUACUGCUGUAGUGUAUACUCACGCCUGAAAUAAUUCACUGAAGGGUAUCUGAGGUCUUCAGCCACAAGUAAAGCUGGAAUGUCACCAUGUGACUGAUGAUUUUGGAGCGACUUGAAACAAAAUCAUAAAGGAAAGUACAUUAAAGAGCAUUUACAGCUACAUUGUUUGGUGUUCAGAUGAAUAAAAGAAAGAACAAAUGUUGAUGGUUAUGUUUUGUUGUAUAUUUUAUGUUUCAUAGUUGUUUCCUUGUUAAUAAAAUAAGUUACAUGUAUUUGAGUAGGUCAUAAAAUCUUUAUACAAGUAUAUAUUAAUCAAGUAUCAAUUGAUGGCUUAAAAUUGCAUGCACUCAGAUGUGUGUAGGAGUUUUCAAUAAAGAGGUGGGAAAAAACAAAAUUUGAAAUUUUUACAUCAAUCAAUUGAAGCUCUUAAAAUGGAAAGAUCUGCAGGGGGAUUUAAUAAAAUAUACUUUGAAUUAAAUUGAACAUUGAUUUUUGUAUGUUAUUCUUAGCCUGAUUUUUGGAUCAUUUUGUAUAAUAGAAAUGAUUAUAAAACCUCAAUGGAGUCCCUUUAACAAAUGCACAUGUAUUUACCAAUGAUGUGAUUCUACACAUGUUUUAUGCAAGAUAGAUUUACUUUUUUUUUUCUCCACCAUUUUGUCGUGCUAGAUAUCUUAACUGGACUUGUCCAUCUUUUGAAAUGGACAAAAACCAUCAUUUUUUUUUAAGGAAAUUACAAAAUAUUGUCUGACUGAAAAGUAAACAGUGCAGACCAUGAUCAGACAGCAUGGGUGUGCUGACUUAUAGUUGUUUGUAUCAGUCAUAUAGGUAGAAAAGUUACUUAAAUUUAGACAUAAGUUUUCAUAUAUAAGCUGCAACACGACAAAACCAACAUAAUGGGUUUGCACCAGCAUGGAUCAAGACCAGCCGGCCUAUCCGCGCAGUCUGAUCAGGAUCCAUGCUGUUCGCAAUCAGUUUCUCUAAAUGUAAUAGGGUUUGUUGGUUUUGUCGUGAUGUGGCUCAAUUAUAGAGGUUUACAUCUGAUAUGAGGCAAAGAGUAUAUUUACACAUUACAAUGGUCGAUAAAAAAAAUGCUUCAUAUAAAUUAGUAUGAAUAUGAGAAUGUUUUGUAUUAAGAAGAAUAUGUGAAAUGUUACAUUAAUUUAUGUUAAAAGUUUAUAGUGAUUAAUCAUGUUAUUGUUUAUGAUAAUGUAAUAUGUUUUCAGUGUUAAUAAUGAUUUAAUUGAAACCAGAUUUUUUAUUUUGAAAAAUAAUUAAAAAAAUGAUGAUUAUGUGUACAAUGUUUAUGGUAUCUGCUUAAAAUGUGAUUUGCCUUAAAAUGUGAUUUGCGAUUGUAAACAAUAUUCUGUACAAUUUAGACUUAAUAUAGUAAAGUAGGGUUUCUUUUGACAAUAAUAAACCUGAAUUUCUCUAAAUUUAAAUUUCUUUUGUUUCAUGUUUCAAAAUUUUAUGAAAUGUAAACAUCAACUUUUUGUCAGUCUUGUUUUUUGAUUAAUUAAAUUUGAGUGAAAAGAA